Lytechinus pictus (painted urchin) is the source of this 7088-nucleotide messenger RNA. RefSeq lists its product as uncharacterized. The transcript has 3 exons. The record is from RefSeq and is a predicted model, not a curated record. The coding region runs from base 4781 to 5476 and encodes 231 amino acids. NCBI's taxonomy places the organism in Eukaryota, Metazoa, Echinodermata, Echinoidea, Temnopleuroida, Toxopneustidae.
UCAACAGGUGAAAUUUAAUAAACCCAAUGAUAUAUAUCCAUUUACAAUCAUACAUUAUUUACAUAAAACACACACAUUAUAUUUGUACAUAAUUUCAAACUUAAAUUUCCCUUCAGUCUCCACUCACAACUAUCGUAAUUUAUAUGUAAUGAAAUAAAACAAUAUUCAUCAUUUACAUACAAUAAAAAUAGGACAAAAAUCAAGUUGAUAAAUUUCAGAUAAUUAAAAAAAAGUUAUUACACGAGAAAUGGAUACUUAACUUGGAUUUCCAAAUUUACCAAGUAUGUGCACACAUAUAUGCAUACAGAAGCACCAAUUGGGAAAGAAAUGACUGGUCUUUUAAACUGAUGCAAGCAACUAAUACUGCAGGUUCUAUUUUCCCGGGUGUUGAAUAAGUCCAUCACAAUUUUAUUUUGUUUUUCAUGUUCCCAAAGAUGUCUUUUUGUGUGGAUGUUUACAUAGGACUAUUUGUUUAACUAUUUCCUAAAGGCUAAUCAAAUUUCAAAAUGAAAGUAUUCCAUGUACAUGGAAAUGAGAUGACGUCAAGUGUUUUGCAAUACAGGUAUAGGAUCCUGAAAUAAAAUAAAAGUUUGAUAGUUGAAGGACCUUAUCAAUCAUCAAUUCCAAAAUCAUCAAUUCCCAUUACACUUUUUGGUUACAAAUAUUACAGUAAUAGAUCAAAAUGAUCAGAUUUGCAAUCCAUCGCAAGCCCUUUUUGUUACAGAGCUAUGAUACAUACCAUUUUCAUUAGUGAUGAUAAUGAAGAAUUUGCCAAUUGACUCAGAGAAAUUAGAUUACACAUUACGAAAGUCUCAAACAUGAAAGCAUGACAUACAUGAUUGUACUGUAAGUGUUUAUCCUGAGUUUUGGAGUUAACUGAAUACAUGUUUGAACAUUUGCCCUACAUGCAAAAAUCAAUUGACCAUUUGAAUGAAAAUAGCAGUCUACAAUAAAGGGUAUCACCGACCAAUGGGGUAUCCAACAUUGACCCCUCCUACUCAACAGUCGGUCAAGAAAAUUGCAUGUAGUUUUCAGAUAAUCUGAUACUGUACAUUGGAGUGCAAGCUAAAGCUACAGAUGUACAUGUACAUUAGAUCCUUAGUUCCUUACCCAGAAUGCAAUAGUUCAAUGUUGAUAUCUGUACUAUCCCCAAAAGUAAUCUUUAAAACAGUAAUUUUCCACACAUUUUCGUUUUGUUUCUUUUUAACAUCAAGAUAAAUGACCAUUGUAGGCCUACUUAUAUGAAAAUUCCUAAUUCCCAAUUUCAUUUCAUUAAUGAUACAACUGUCAUUUUUAAACAAAAAAUAUUGUACACACAUGAUAAUUUUGUUACACAGAAACCAUGUAGGCCAUAUGGCCAGGCACAUUUCACUCACAAAUAGCCCAAACCAGUAGUUCUUUGGCAAUGGAAUAUCUGAAUCACGUUCUAAUCCAUCCUUUGCCCAAGCCUCAUAAAACCUUAAUUCUCUCAUAAAUCCUAAUAUUCUGUUUCAGUAAAUCAAUUAAUAAAAUCAUCAAUCCGGAAAUCCUGCCAACCUUGCCUAAUCAAUAUGAGCAUGUCAAAUUACAUAAUUCUUAAUUCUCAAUGAGUCUCAUUUGAAGCAACUUUUUGACUUCACAUAAUAAUAAUAAUGGAUAUUUAGAGGUGCUAAAAACAAAAAGUACCAUAGCGCAUACAAUGCGCGUACAACAUACUUAGAUAUACAGUGUACACUAGCUAUACUACAGUAGAAAAAAGUACCAGAUAUAUAUGGUCUGAAAACUAGCAGGAGUCAUUGAAUAAAGUGACACCAGGGCCCGGUUACACGAAAUUACCAUUAUGGUAAUUCAAUUGGAAUCCUUAAUUUUGAUUGGCUACUGAGUAGUUACCAUUGAUUGGCAAUGUUACCAUCAUAGUAACUUUUAUGCAACUGAGCCCAGAUGUACAUGUAUGAUGUACACAGAUGUCAACUAUUAAAUUCCACAAGACAUCAAACACAUUUUAUCUGUUGUUGUUGUUGUUAAUGGGAAAUUUCCUUCUGCAAAGAACAUCUGGAAAGCUCCUCCACUGAGUCCACUAGCCCCAAAAUACAUCAGAACUUGUUAAAAUUUCUUAUAUGUACAAUGAAAUUUCAAUUAAAGGCAAGACCCUUUACAUAAGUUAUUAUUGCAAACAUCUUUUUCAUGUAGAAAAAAGUAUGAACUGAUAAAAAAACCCAGUUCAUUUGUACAAAUUAACAAACACAUGAUUACUCUACGAGUUUACAUUCUGGGGCAUUUCAAUUCAAAUCUGAAUUAAACUUUCCUUUACAGUUUUUGCCUCCUCCAGUUAUCUGUGCAGAUGAUAAUUAAAAAAUUAUAAUAAAUACUUGACAGAGUAAUAAAAUAUUCUUACAAGCUUUGAGAACUGUCAUAAAAUUCAUUGAAUAUGUUGACAGCCAUCAGAUAUAAUUCUGAAAUAAAAAACAGUCAGCACAGCAGUAAAUGAAAAUGAUUUGUGUCUUGCCAAAUCAUAUAAGAAAAAAUAUCUCACUGAUGGUCCAUAAUGUUUACAUACUGUACAUGUUCUUGAGUAUCUGGACUUGCACAUAAUAUAUCCCUACGGGUACCAGGUUGUUCCCUUUCUAAAGCAUAGUAAUGAACAGGUUAAGAAAUGAGCCACAAUUCUUAUGAUCUCAUAUCUACACAUUACUUGUUGUGCUGUGCUUGUAGCUAUUAAUCUCAAGCAAGCUUUAAAGAAGUGAGGAACACUCAGGAAACUAUAUCCGCACUGCAAAGUUUUUACGUUGUGGAGCAAAGCUACAUGUACUUGUAAAAUAGAGCAUGACAAUUCAAAAACUCCAUUGUGAUUUUGAGAAAAAUGGAACACAAAAAUGCAAAUUAUGCCCUUAUUCAUUCAUUAGGCACUAGUUUGUGUGUGUUUUUUUUUUUACUAAUUAGUGAAAACCUAGAAUACACUAUGCAUACAAACUUUAAAAGAAUGAUUGAUUUUAUUUCAUAAAUUAUGAAUUUUUUCUAUUCAUGCAACAGAUGAUAAUGUCAACUACUAGUGGCUGCAUGAUGUAGCACCUGUUAAUUCAAACCUCUUGAACAUACAAGUAUUGCCCAGCCCAGUAAUGCCGACCUUAUCUAGUGAAUAUGAGUACUUUCAAGAACUUCAUUGAAAGACGGGUGGAAAUCAAUAAGCAAAAAUAUCUGAACUAUUGUACUGAAAUAGGCGGCAUUGAUAUAAAAGGCUCUGACAAGUUGUAUUCAAGUGUGACAAUGAAGAGUAUUUGCGCAAAAAAAAGUCAUGCAGUUUUUCCAUUUAUAUCUUAUAUCGAUGUGAAGAAUCUGCCAACCACGCUUCCAUCCUGAUGACGGCAAAAGUCCAGUUGAUGACAACAAUUACUUCGGAACCAUUAUUAAGCUCCUAAUUGUGAUUGAUGUUCCAGAGCAUGUUCUUGAAUUCAAUCACUUGAUGAGGGCGUCCUAUUAUUUUCGGCAAUCCAACCCUAAUACCUAGAAUUCUGACUCCUAUUUGUCCAAUCCUAGAGGAUACAGUUUACUUUGUUCCCUGAUCAUAGGUUGGUCUGCCUGCUCCCAUGGCAACGCCUACUAGGACGGCUGCAAUGGUCAGUCCCUGGGCUGCUACUCUAGCUCUCAUCAUGGUCUGAGAUCGGGCUGUAUUACCCCUCUUGAACAUCACUAAUCCAUACGUCAGAGCACCGGCAGUGGCCAAGCAACCUGGAUUAGAAGAAAGAAGAUUUGGCUGAAAUUAUCUUGAACUACAGUAUGAGCGUGAAUGACAUUACUGUGAAGCGCUUUGAAACUGCAACAAAACGGCACUAUACUCAAUGAAUGGGAUUUGAUUGUUUGUGUUAGGGUGUUGAUUAUGAGUAUACUGUCUCAAUAUUUUUUUCUUACUUAAAAAAACAUACAUUUGUAUCAUAUCAGACCUAGACAUCUAAGACAUCACAAAGAUUCAAUCGGCCCAAAAGAGAGGAAAUUUUGGCCGAUUAUGCAUAAUUCAUAGCUCAAAUAUGCGAAAGCUCCCCUACCACAGCCCUUCCUUACCAAUGGUCACUCCACUCCUCGCCAUGAAUUAAACAAGAAACAUUACCGGUACCGGUAAAACAUUUUCAAGGCUUCAAGUUGUAGUUGUACAGUCAGUGUAGUAGACUAUGUCUGUCUGGCAGGUUUUGGCGAUUUUUAUUUAUUUUACACAAUAAGACAAUAACAUCAUGCCAUGGCCUAAAUGUGGUUUUGGGGACCACUCGAUUUGUACGAGCGCUUGUACGAAGUUGUGCACAACUUUAUUUAUUGUACUAAACUUAAAGUAAAUAAAGUCUUUAGUUUGGAAAUUGUGCGGGUGACUGAAUCAGUGAAUGGUUAUUGGUGGUUCCCAAUUUCCCAAUAAUGCUGACAUUAAGUGACAUCAUGGUUUUAGACCUCCUUAAAGUGUGUGGUAGUUACAGAGACAGGUUUGUUCCAGGGCCAAUAUUUAAAGGAGACAUACGAAGAAUCAAAAGUAUUUUAUAAUUAGUUUUCGUGGUCAUUAUUGUAAAGGGGAAGUAUUUUUAAUCAUAUACAUAACUUCACUUUUCAAAAUAAUGAUUAGAGUUUGCAGAAAUCAGCUCUCAAAAAUGAUUUAUUUUCAUGCCAUAUUUCCGCCUUCGUCGGUCCUCCGGCGGGCUCCAGUUUGAGUGACGUCACACAAUGAGCGGUGAUCAGCUGAGCUGACAGCAGCAAUCUUUAUAUCCAUAUACUUUGCGUGUGGUUUGAUUUUGUCUCAAUCGGUGUCUGUAUAUUUGCAAUCAAAAUGACGGCUGUUGAUGAGGAAAUUGAAUUUUUGGAUAUGGACAUUGACAUCAGUGACGAAAGUGAUUAUAAUGACAGCGAUGACGAUGAUGAUGGGGAAGUAGGAGAGCUUGAAGGAGACGAAGAAGAAGAGGAAAGACCCGUCGUUGAUGAUGAACGAGAUCAAAUUCCGCAACCUUACCAGCACGAACCAGAGCCUGUGCAGCCGCCGGAACCGGGUGCGAUACCUCUCGGCGAUGGUGUGGGCUUUCGUGGAAACAGAGACAUUACUCGUCUCGACCCAAGGAAUACCGAUAACUGGUGUCAGUGCGGCCAUUGUGAGAUUUUACUAUCGUUCAAUGUUGGAGACUGUCUCUGCUGCAGAGAAAUUGCAGAGGUGGCAAAAGAGGGGGAAGGCGUGGAGUGCAUCACCCAAGCUCGGGAUUUUUAUCCAGCAAUACUCAACCCCGCCACAUUGUACAUUGCGUGGCAACAUUUCACGGAAAGGUGGCGAAGGCAGGCAAGAGCGUUUGGUGCUCGAAAUAAUGAGAAAUAUCGAUACGUUGCCUAUCGCCAAUUUGUUAGGUGGUGCUGGGGCAUCUUGGGCAAAGACAUCAGAGUACAGCUCCCUGCUUGUGUCCAGGCCAUCAUCAAGAAUACAUAUCCAGAUGGUAAUAACAACUAUCGAGGUACUGUGCUGAGAAGGCUAGAUAUUUGAUUGACAAACUAUAACGUUUUUGUGUUCUCACUACAUGAAUUUGCUAGACUCAUUUUCUUUGAUAAUUCCUUCACCUUGUUUUGUAUAAGUUGUGUUCUUUGUACAUUCCAGUAUUUGUAGUUCUCUUCUAGUUAUUAAUAAAUAUUUAUAACAUGUACCAGUCUCUGUCCAAAUAAGAAAUCAUGUACAGUAGGACUAUGGAAAUCUGCAUGACAAAUGAAAAAUGACUUGCAUAAUAUGGAUCUUUAUAAUUUUGAUAAAUUUUUCGUUGUACCAUGGGAACCUUUAUUAUAAUUGAUUAGCCAUGUGUUACAUGUAGUUGGCAAAACUGCCAAGUUACUCUGAGAAUAUUCUUUUUGUGUAACGACUUGUGAUUUUUCAACAUAUAGUUUCAGAACAACUCAAAUUAAGUCAUAGGACACAAUGAUGCAAGAAUCAUUCGUCAGUCUUAGAUUAGGGGGAUCUGUGCUUUCAUUUUGGGGUAUAAUGUAUGUUAACUUUUUGGAUUUUUAUAUGCAUCCUUUUUAUUGACAUUCAUAAGAAAACAAUUUUGUUUGUGAUGAGAUAGCUACAUGUAGAUAUUUGAUCAAUGUUAUGUAACAUUCUAUUUUUAUGUUUUGCAAGCUGGAUAACAUGCUCAUCCUCUAAAAUCACAUGAUAAAGGCCAGUGUGCAAGUACAACUUAUGCUCAUACAUGUAUAUGGAAAAAAGGUAGCAAAAUUGCUGAAAUCAGGAAAUCUACAUUUUCAUUAUAUUUUUAAUAAAAAAUACAUGCAGUACAGUGUAUUUUAAUAUUUUGUUUCUCCCACCUAUUAUUAAUUUCCUCAUUUCAGCUUGAUGAUGGAAGACUUACCACAGAUACUCUUGUUUCUCUUGCCAUGUAAAUUUUGUAGUUUCAUCUCAGGUAUACAAGUUGGCCAAGUGGUAUACUGUCAAUAACUUUCAACUUUUAUAAUGUAAACCAAAUAUCAUUACUAGACAUUAUCAAUCAGCAUUAUAAUUUUAUAAUUAGGUAAAGUAAGUGAUGACUUUGCCUAUUCACGGCAGCUGGUAUUGUUCUUGAGGUGUAAAGAAUUCAUGUAAUUCUAUGGAACAAUUUGGUUCUAAGUUCAAACGGAUAUCUUUACAUGUAGGGCCUACAUGUAAGUGUCUUAUAAAUACAAACAGCUUUCCAAGUCACGUCACCUGUGACUCUGAACUGUUAUUUUUUUUCCCUAAUGUUCUUUCAUGGAUAUUUCAUAAGUCUACUUCAAUAUAUAUUAAGAAGUACAUAUUAUGUUCAUAUAUUUGUAUUUAACCUUUUUACAAGUUCUUUGUUGUUGUUUUUUGCAAUAUGAUGUCAGACUUGCCGCAAAUAAUCUUGUCAUGUAGAUUUUGCGGUGUUAAAUCAGGUUUUUUCUUUUGUAACAACUAAGCCAAAUAAUAUCCAUAACUUGCCACUUUUAUCAAGCAAAAAUGUUUUUCACCAAAAGAUAUUUACAUAAAGUAUUCUGAAAUGUAUACAAGUAUUCUUUUUAUGUCAACUGGUAUUUAUUGUAAAGUGUAAAUAAGACGAUGCUAUGUAAACAUGGUGCAUUAAAUCUAUAAAUGUACAAAUAUACACAUAACAUUG